Messenger RNA from Brassica napus (rape), 468 nucleotides. RefSeq names its product probable polygalacturonase At2g43860. NCBI's taxonomy places the organism in Eukaryota, Viridiplantae, Streptophyta, Magnoliopsida, Brassicales, Brassicaceae. The record is from RefSeq and is a predicted model, not a curated record. The transcript has a single exon. Bases 1 to 468 code for a protein of 155 amino acids.
AUGGAGAAGUUCCAAUGUACGAUUAUGUUCGCUUAUUUACUUAUGUCAACAACAAUCUUCUCGUCUUUGCCAAUACAAUCUCACGCGACAAAACACUUCAAUGUGCUGAGCUUCGGAGCUAAACCUAACGGUAUUGUUGACUCAGCUGCAGCUUUUGCCAAGGCAUGGGAUGCAGCGUGUAGUUCGACGGAGGCUGCGGUUAUAUACGUAUCCAAAGGACGAUAUCUUGUUAGCCCUGUUCGUUUCAGCGGUGAAAGUUGCAAGAGCCUUGAUAUUGUUUUCAGGAUCGAUGGGACUCUUGUUGGUUCGGGGGACUAUAACUUUCUUGGGCGAGAAGAAACAUGGUUCAGCUUUGAAAGAGUCACUGGAGUUUCUGUUAUCGGUGGUUCUUUCGACGCUAAGGGACCUUCGUUGUGGGCUUGCAAGGCCUCCUCCAACAACAGCUGUCCCGCUGGUGCUACGGUAUGA